Pelobates fuscus (common spadefoot toad) is the source of this 1647-nucleotide messenger RNA. Its product is annotated as cytochrome P450 4B1-like. Gene Ontology annotation, molecular function: oxidoreductase activity, acting on paired donors, with incorporation or reduction of molecular oxygen; heme binding; monooxygenase activity. Lineage: Eukaryota; Metazoa; Chordata; Amphibia; Anura; Pelobatidae. The transcript has 12 exons. Bases 81 to 1616 code for a protein of 511 amino acids. The record is from RefSeq and is a predicted model, not a curated record.
ACAUCAUUAAGAGCUCUGUAUACUGAGCUAUUGAAUGUGUUCCCAGGGCUGCAACACAGUUGCUGUCUGUCAUUAUUGGCAUGGCAUCGUUUGUGCUGCUUAACCUGCUGUCUAUGAAAAAUGUCUACCAGCUGUGUCAAUGGGCAGCCUGGCUCUGUGCCUUGUUUGUACUGUUCACAGCUGCCAAACUUUAUCUGAAGCGGAGGGAACUGAUUGCCGUGUUUAGACAUUUCCCAGGUCCCAGCCGUCACUGGCUCUAUGGCAAUGCACAUGAGUUCCGUCAGGAUGGGAAGGAUUUGGACAAUGUCGUUGAACAUAGUGAAAAUUUUUCAAAUGCUUACCCGAUGUGGCUAGGAAACUUCUUCGCUUCCCUCAUUGUAUAUGAUCCUGACUAUGCAAAGGCCAUUUUGUCAAGGCAAGAUCCAAAGGAUAAUUUUGCAUACUACUUUAUCACUCCGUGGAUUGGGAAGGGUCUCCUGGUUUUGUCUGGACAGAAGUGGUUCCAGCACCGUCGCCUGCUGACCCCUGGUUUUCACUAUGAUGUACUGAAGCCGUAUGUGAAGCUAAUGGGGGACUGCACUAAAGUCAUGCUGGGCAAAUGGGAGCGAUUGGUCCCUGAAAAUAAGCCAAUUGAGCUUUUUCACUUUGUCAGCCUUAUGACCCUGGACACCAUCAUGAAAUGCGCCUUCAGUUAUCAAAGCGACUGCCAGAAUAACAGUGAAAACGCAUACAUCAAAGCAGUUUACGAGCUGUCAUACUUGGUUGAUCACAGAUUCCGCUGCUUCCCGUAUCAUAAUGACCUUAUAUACUAUCUAAGUCCCCACGGAUUGCGCUUUCGAAGAGCACUAAAAGUAGCCCAUCAACACACUGAGAAAGUAAUAAAGCAGAGAAAGGAGUCACUGAAAUAUGAAAAAGAGUUGGAGAAGAUUCAACAAAAGAGACAUUUGGAUUUUCUUGAUAUCCUUCUGUGCGCAAAGGAUGAGAAUGGCCAGGGUCUGUCUGAUGAAGACCUGCGAGCAGAGGUGGACACCUUCAUGUUUGAAGGACACGAUACAACAGCCAGUGGGAUCUCCUGGAUCUUGUACUGUAUGGCCAAGUACCCAGAGCACCAGCAGAAAUGUCGAGAGGAGAUCAGAGAGGUCCUGGGUGACCGAGAUACAGUGGAAUGGGAAGAUUUGGGGAAGCUGACUUAUACAAACCUAUGCAUUAAAGAAAGCCUUCGACUCUAUCCCCCAGUACCAGGGGUAGCACGACAGCUGGCUCAACCAAUCACAUUCCAUGAUGGACGUAGUUUACCAAAAGGUACGGUUGUACUUCUGAGUUUUUAUGCCAUGAACAGAUCAUCCAGACUUUGGAGAGACCCGGAGGUUUUUGAUCCCUUGCGAUUUUCCCCUGAAAAUACAACUGAUAGACAUUCAUAUGCUUUCUUACCAUUCUCAGCUGGAUCCAGGAACUGCAUCGGACAAAACUUUGCAAUGAACGAGAUGAAAGUGGCUGUAGCUCUGACUUUACAGAGAUUUGAUCUGACGUCCGACCCUCAACACGAGCCACUAAAAGUUCCACAGUUGGUCCUACGUUCCAUCAAUGGAGUUCACAUCAACUUAAAGAAGAUAUAAUGAGAAGUAAACAAACACAGAACUAAAAAAA